CACCCCUCUCAGUUCCCUGUCCUCCUCAGACCCUAGUUCACCCCUCUCAGUUCCCUGUCCUCCUCAGACCCUAGAUCACCCCUCUCAGUUCCCUGUCCUCCUCAGACCCUAGUUCACCCCUCUCAGUUCCCUGUCCUCCUCAGACCCUAGAUCACACCUCUCAGUUCCCUGUCCUCCUCAGACCCUAGUUCACCCCUCUCAGUUCCCUGUCCUCCUCAGACCCUAGAUCACACCUCUCAGUUCCCUGUCCUCCUCAGACCCUAGAUCACACCUCUCAGUUCCCUGUCCUCCUCAGACCCUAGAUCACCCCUCUCAGUUCCCUGGCCUCCUCAGACCCUAGUUCACCCCUCCUCCCCCUCGCAUCACCCUUAAUGAGACCUCCAUAUGUGUCUCCUCACUUAUCUGGCUCGGUCAGCUUGACCUGCCACUCUUGGUCCUUACUCCUUCCCAUGGGUGAACAUAGAUCCCAGAAUCAGAGGUAAUCUGUUACCAGAGGUAACAGCUGAGUGUUCCCAGCUGUUCACCCACGGCCACUUCCCUCUUCACUGUCCUAGGAAGCCAUGUUUUAUAACUCCUGAACACAUAACAGCCUCACUUGAGAUAUGCACACACAUACUCACAAACUGACAACUCUCCCUGGCCCCCCUUUCUCCGCUUUGACAAGACCCCUGUUCCCACAUUCCUUGCUAUAAACUAGUUUAGGACAUAGCCCAACCUUUCUUCCUCACCACUGCGCACCACACAUGCCUGCCUACCUGCUCUAUCAUCAAUAAACCACGACACCAGUCUCACAGGCACACCACUGAAUACGUUAAAUACAUAAAACGGACUAGUUGGUGUGUCUUUGCUGCCACCGUGUGGUUAUACAGUGAACGACGUGGAGGUUGUUGUCAUAGUAAUCAUGGAAAGGUUGUUUUGUCAACAACAGGUGGCUUUUCCUUCCGUUCUUGUCCACGUUGGUCUAAUUCGAUCAACUGUGUAGUAAUUAACACAUACGCAAAUAUGGCAGGAAAAAGUGGACUAGAAGAACUGGACAUAGAGGCUUUGAGCGCUGAGCAACAGGAGACACUUAAACAAUAUAAGAUAAAAACAAGAAUUGACAAUGAAAAAUAUUUAAGAGCGCAUCCAGAAGUCGAGUUGUUGAUGAGCGACUUCCUAAGAGAUGUGUUCCUCAAAAGACCAGUCGACAUACGUGAGUUCGCGGCAGGUCACUUUACAAACCCAAACCUGGCCACGAAGAUCACUUCCCAUCUACACGGCUUUACUGAAACAGACUAACUUACAGAAAGCUUCUUCAAUACCUUUUUUUUUAAGCUCUGAUAAGCAGUCUGAUACAAUAGCUUGAUUCAGUUAUGAAAUGAAAUACUGUAUCUUUGUUUUAAUUUGCUUCAAUGCAAACUCUUUGUAUUUCAGAUUUUCACAGAAAGUAUCAUUUUGAAUUGUAGACAGAGAUGGUAUGGCAUGUGAAGUCCACACAUCCUUCACUCUAGUAUAAGUACAGAUACUCAUGUUUAGAAAGACGUAAGACGUUUAAAGUAAUGACUACACUUUUCACUCAAGUUAAAGUAAAGAAGUAUGGUCUCUGUAUACUUAAGUAAAAAGUAGUCUUUACUACUACCUGUUGGACCUCACAGCAUAUUAAUACACUGAUACAAAAAUGUUGUCAUUCGCCAGGAAUCCUUUUUGACGCAGACAACUGACAUUUAGACAUUUAGUCAUUUAGCAGACGCUCUUAUCCAGAGCGACUUACAGUAAGU
Molecule: messenger RNA, 1757 nt
Organism: Hypomesus transpacificus
Lineage: Eukaryota; Metazoa; Chordata; Actinopteri; Osmeriformes; Osmeridae
Gene: riiad1
Product: RIIa domain-containing protein 1
Exons: 4
Coding region: 1003-1278 (91 amino acids)
Source: RefSeq, a predicted model, not a curated record